Messenger RNA from Striga hermonthica, 2436 nucleotides. NCBI's taxonomy places the organism in Eukaryota, Viridiplantae, Streptophyta, Magnoliopsida, Lamiales, Orobanchaceae. The record is from the annotation of a GenBank genome assembly.
AUGAGCACUCAAGCAGAAUCCUCCGAGCCUAAGGGCACCAAGAGGGACUUCAGCACGGCGAUUUUGGAGAGGAAAAAGUCCCCAAAUCGUCUGGUAGUGGAGGAGGCCACCAAUGAUGAUAAUUCUGUGGUGUCUCUUCACCCCGAUACUAUGGAGAAGCUUCAGUUGUUUCGAGGGGACACCAUUUUAAUCAAGGGUAAGAAGAGAAAGGAUACAGUAUGUAUUGCCGUUGCUGAUGAAACUUGUGAGGAAAACAAGCUGCGAAUGAAUAAGGUUGUCCGAAGCAACCUCAGGGUCAGACUUGGUGAUGUGGUUUCCGUGCAUCAAUGUGCUGAUGUCAAGUAUGGGAAGCGAAUUCACAUUCUUCCUAUAGAUGACACCGUUGAAGGAGUUACUGGAAACUUAUUUGAUGCGUACCUGAAACCAUAUUUCUUCGAGGCAUACCGGCCUGUGAGAAAAGGCGACCUCUUUCUCGUGAGGGGAGGCAUGAGGCACGUGGAGUUCAAGGUCAUCGAGACUGACCCAGGCGAGUAUUGCGUGGUGGCCCCGGACACUGAGAUCUUCUGUGAGGGUGAGCCUGUCAGGAGGGAAGACGAGGAGCGGCUGAAUGAGGUGGGCUAUGAUGAUGUGGGUGGUGUUCGUAAGCAGAUGGCCCAGAUUCGCGAGCUAGUCGAGCUACCCCUCAGGCAUCCCCAGCUCUUCAAGUCAAUCGGUGUGAAGCCCCCCAAGGGGAUUCUCCUUUAUGGGCCUCCUGGCUCUGGGAAGACUCUCAUAGCCCGGGCUGUGGCCAACGAGACUGGUGCCUUCUUCUUCUGCAUCAAUGGGCCCGAGAUCAUGUCCAAGCUGGCGGGCGAGAGUGAAAGCAACCUGAGGAAGGCGUUUGAGGAGGCCGAGAAGAAUGCACCCUCCAUCAUAUUUAUUGACGAGAUUGACUCGAUUGCCCCCAAGAGAGAGAAAACUAAUGGGGAGGUCGAGAGGAGGAUUGUUUCUCAGCUUCUGACGUUGAUGGAUGGGCUGAAGGCCCGGGCCCAUAUUAUUGUGAUGGGUGCCACCAACCGGCCCAAUAGCAUCGACCCUGCCUUGAGGAGGUUUGGUAGGUUUGACAGGGAAAUCGACAUUGGCGUCCCUGAUGAAGUUGGGCGUCUUGAGGUUCUUCGUAUUCACACGAAGAAUAUGAAGCUUGCUGAGGACGUUGAUUUGGAAAGGAUUUCCAAGGAUACACAUGGGUACGUGGGUGCUGACCUAGCUGCUUUGUGCACUGAGGCUGCCCUUCAAUGCAUAAGGGAGAAGAUGGAUGUGAUUGAUUUGGAAGAUGAGACUAUUGAUGCUGAGGUACUGAAUUCCAUGGCUGUCACGAAUGAACACUUACAUACUGCUCUUGGGACGAGCAAUCCCUCUGCCCUGCGUGAAACCGUUGUUGAAGUCCCCAAUGUUAGCUGGGAAGAUAUUGGAGGCCUUGAGAAUGUCAAGCGAGAACUCCAAGAGACUGUUCAAUACCCAGUGGAGCAUCCCGAGAAAUUUGAAAAAUUUGGCAUGUCCCCUUCUAAAGGAGUUCUUUUCUACGGACCUCCUGGUUGUGGAAAGACCUUGCUAGCAAAGGCUAUUGCCAAUGAGUGUCAGGCAAACUUUAUCAGCGUAAAGGGGCCCGAAUUACUAACCAUGUGGUUUGGCGAGAGUGAGGCCAAUGUUAGGGAGAUUUUUGACAAGGCCCGUCAAUCCGCACCCUGCGUCCUGUUUUUCGACGAGCUGGACUCCAUCGCAACUCAGAGGGGAAGUAGUUCGGGGGAUGCAGGUGGUGCAGCCGACCGUGUGCUGAACCAACUUUUAACCGAGAUGGAUGGCAUGAAUGCUAAAAAGACCGUCUUCAUUAUUGGGGCCACAAACAGGCCCGAUAUUAUUGAUCCAGCUCUGUUACGGCCCGGCCGGCUCGACCAGCUGAUUUACAUCCCUCUGCCCGACGAGGACUCGCGCCAUCAGAUCUUCAAGGCCUGCCUGAGAAAAUCGCCUCUCGCCAAAGAGAUUGACCUUAGGACCCUUGCUAAGUACACUCAGGGUUUUAGCGGUGCUGAUAUUACAGAAAUUUGCCAGCGGGCAUGCAAAUACGCCAUCAGAGAGAAUAUCGAAAAAGAUAUUGAGAGGGAAAAGAAAAGGAGUGAGAACCCCGAGGCCAUGGAGGAGGACCUCGAGGAUGAGGUGACCGAGAUUACAGCUUCUCAUUUUGAGGAGUCGAUGAAGUACGCUAGGAGGAGUGUAAGUGAUGCCGAUAUUCGGAAGUACCAAGCUUUUUCUCAGACUUUGCAGCAGUCGAGAGGUUUCGGUUCUGAGUUUAGGUUUGCCGACACUAGCAGCGGCGGUGGUGCUGCUGCCACUGGGACUGCAGCCGAUCCUUUUGCUGCCACCGGUGGCACGGCUGAUGAAGAUGACCUCUAUAAUUAG